Molecule: messenger RNA, 1020 nt
Organism: Penicillium cinerascens
Lineage: Eukaryota; Fungi; Ascomycota; Eurotiomycetes; Eurotiales; Aspergillaceae
Exons: 1
Coding region: 1-1020 (339 amino acids)
Source: RefSeq, a predicted model, not a curated record
AUGGGACAAUUCGAUUAUCUGGCCGACCACCCGUGCUCGCGCCUGGAGUUUCUCCCCGUCGAAAUAUUACAGUUGAUUUUCCUGUACAGCCUGGAAAUCAACCUUCCCCGCGCCUCGCCGCACCUCAGCCGCGCCCUCUCCAACCCACUGUUAUAUACAUGGUUGGUCCGACUGGCAUUCAGCAGCACCAACCCAGGCUCACGGGAAGGAUUCUUCACACCGGACUUUCUACCCCCACCGCUAGACUUCUGGGCCCUAUCAUGGCAACAGCGCCAGCAUCUACAAACCACUAUUCUCGCAUGCCGAUGGUGUACAUUACCACUACUCCGACGCUGCCAACGCGAAUACGUGGACCAUGCCAUCCGGCGCAAAUGCGCAGAUCUCGUCUUCAGCGAAGAAGACCAAGCCCGGCUCGCAAACUUGGAUCCAUACUUCUCCAAUCUGUCCCAAUGUGACCGGGCAAUCGACGGCCGCCGUAGAAAAGGCGACCUAGUCCUUCCAGCUUUACACCCCUCAUCCACAUCACGGGUCUACCGCAAAGUCGCAAUAUGGUUCCAUUUCGGCGCCGUGCAAAUCCGCGAACCAAACGAGAUCUACUACGAAACCGACCUCUUCCGCCUCCCGUGUUCCGUGGCAGUAGGACCGGGCCGUAUACCUGAUAAAGUGCUCCGUGCCCCGUGGUCAGAAUCGCAGUUUGAGUUCCUGCAGCUCCUGUCUACGGACUUUUACCUCGAUGAUGAAUUCUCCAAUGACCGCUCGGCGCUCAUCACUACGUACUUGAUUCGCAGUCGCAGAAUUGAGCCUUUUCGACGACUGCUGAGGAUGUAUUUUCGCACGGCGAAUUGCCGUGUUCCUACUCAUUGGCCGUUGCAGGCUUCGCAUUAUGUGCAGAUGAGGAAGCACGGGAGUGGAUCAGGGGAUCCGUUUGCGACCUUCGUUCUUGAUGAACGGUGGGAUGAGAUCCCUGCUCCCACGAAGGAGGAGUUAUUGCGGUAUGUUAAUACCAACUCCAAGGAGUGA